Sardina pilchardus (European sardine) is the source of this 1337-nucleotide messenger RNA. RefSeq names its product carcinoembryonic antigen-related cell adhesion molecule 5-like. The transcript has 5 exons. The coding region runs from base 1 to 957 and encodes 318 amino acids. NCBI's taxonomy places the organism in Eukaryota, Metazoa, Chordata, Actinopteri, Clupeiformes, Clupeidae. The record is from RefSeq and is a predicted model, not a curated record.
AUGGAGAUGGGGAGGGGACUGAACGGCAUUGAGGUGAUAGCUUCAGUGAACCCGGCACGUGUCGGGGAGAACGUGACCUUCCGGGCGAUUCCUCCGACGGCCCUGCCGAGUGGCAGCUGGGCGGUGGGUGACCGUGUGCUGGUGGUAACGUGGCUCGGGGAGCAGCAGGCAGUGUUUCCGGGUCACGAGGGCAGAGCCAGGGUUAACAUCAGCUCCGGCGACCUGCACCUGAGCUCCGUUAGUGUGGAGGACUCUGGCGUCUAUGUGCUCCAGAGCAACGACCCGUCCCUCCGCGCCAACACCAGCCUGACGGUGCUCGAGCCCAUUGCCAAUGUGACUCUCACUGUCAGGAACACUACGCUGGUGGAGUUCACCAGUGCGGUCCGUCUCACGUGCCUCGCCUCCGGCUCCUCAGUGUCCUUCCAGUGGGUCAACGGAAGUUCAGAGGUCGUGCGGAGGAUGGGUGUUCUCCUGGAGGAUGGCAACCGCACGCUCAUCAUUCAAAAUGUCACUCGGUACGAUGUUGGCCCAUUCAGUUGCCAUGUGAACAAUGCACUUGGUAGUGCCACAAGUCACCUUAUCCCCCUCCUGAUCAGUUAUGGACCAGAGGACAUGAGCCUGGCCAUGACGGGCUCCUUGCUGGUUGGCUCCAACCUGACCCUGUUCUGCAGAGCCAGCUCCCAGCCCCCAGCCCUCCUGGAGUGGCUCGUGGACGGGGAGUCACUGAACGCCACAGGCCAGGAGACGCUGGAGCUGGGCAGGGUUGAGGAGAGACACAGCGGGCUCUACUCCUGUAGGGCCUUUAACAACAUGACCCUGAGGUGGUCAAGUGUCACCAAACGCCUCGUCAUCAGCAUGCCAGCACCUCCUCUGUCGAAAGCUCAGCCGUUGAAGAUCGUAACCCUGUCAUGGUUGUGUGUUUUGGCUGUGUCCCUAUGGCUCUAUUUGUCUUGCUGAGUAUUCACAGUGGCACAGGUACAGUAACGUGAGCUUCGAAGUUGACAUUUCUAACCAAGCCACCUUGUUUUGCGCAUACAGCACAUUUCUAAAUCAACACUUUGAGGCGGAUGUGGUUUUCGAUGCAUCACUAAGUAUAUUUGUACUGAUAAUUGUGCAAGCUUAUAAAAAAUACUGUUGGUAUCUGAAUGUAUGCAAUGGCUUGUGGCCUGUCUAGGUCAUUCUUUCUGUGUUUGUUCCACCCUAGUGUGAUGUCUCCAAGAUUAGGAGGCCACAUUUCUAAACUCCUUGAAAACAAUGGAGCAAUCGCCGAUGAUUUCACCGGUCAUCCAUAGUGUUACAGUAUAUUAUGGUACAAGUUGGUGCCUCAAUGGGUUCCG